Gongylonema pulchrum is the source of this 774-nucleotide messenger RNA. NCBI's taxonomy places the organism in Eukaryota, Metazoa, Nematoda, Chromadorea, Rhabditida, Gongylonematidae. The record is from the annotation of a GenBank genome assembly.
CAGAAAAUUACGAAUUUAGAUUUGCAGGAUCGUAAGCGACCUUUUGAUCAUGAACCGUCCACCUCCAAGAAGCCAAAAUUGGAGAAGAAUAGUUUUGAUGAUAUUGCUGAAAAUUCGCCAUGUGCAGCGAAGAGAAAGGGUGUUUCAAUGUUGAAAGCGCAGCUAAGCAUUCUUGAGAAAGGCGCUGAUCCGCUGAAGCAGCUCAAUCAGCUGACAUCACGUCUGAAAUACAAGUGGGAAGUGAAGAGCGCCGAAGAUGGCAAAUCAGCACUUCUUGUCAAUGACGUUAUUGUUUUGGAAGGAAUUUUUCCAUCCUGGGAUGACGCUGAAGCGAAGAAUUUCGUUGCGGCCGCCACUUUAGCUGCAUUUUCAAAAGAAAAUGUGGAAGUGCGUGCGAAAAAUGGCAAAUUCGAGAUGUGGCAAGGCACUGAUUCGCCUGGCGAAUGUUAUUUGUCUUAUUUUAUAAACUGCUUAAAAACAGCCGUUAAAGCAAUGCCUAGCAGUGGAACAUCGUUUAGCAAACUUGAGGGCGCACUUGCUUCUGUUCGAAUUCCCUUACGAUAUGUUGCCGAACAUGGAACUGGAUGGGAACAGCGAAUAUCAAUCAGUGCGCUAAAUGUAGAACUGGGAAGCGCAGUACUGCGCAAGGGAGAAUGUACGAAAAGUCGAGAAAAAGAACGAAAGGAGGAACUUGCCGAUGCUGUAAUCCAGGAUAUAAACAAUGCGAACAUCCAACUUCAAGAAACUUCUGGUGGUUACAUACUGAAACAUUGA